CAACGCCACACGCGUUUUUACAACGUUCACGCCAUUUUCCCUUGUGGAAGGCGCUUAGAAUAUUGGGACGAAACAACAACUGAAGCAUAGAGAGUCCCUGACCAAAGACAGGGAACCAACAUGGCGUUCCCAUACAUGAUAGGGCCUGGGGGUCAACCCUUCAUCAUUCAGCAGAUACCAAUGAUCCCCCAGCCAGUAUUACAGACACAGCCUCAACAGAUGCCCCCUCCUGUGGCUCCUCCCCCUCAGCAGCCUAAAGUGCCUGACUAUAUGUCAGAGGACCGCUUACAGGAGAAAGCUCGUAAGUGGCAACAACUGCAGUCCAAGCGCUACAGUGAAAAGAGGAAAUUUGGAUUCAUUGAUGCACAAAAGGAAGACACGCCAGCGGAAAUUGUCCGAAAAAUUAUCCGAGACCAUGGUGACAUGACUAACAGAAAGUUCCGACAUGACAAGAGAGUUUAUCUUGGAGCUCUGAAAUACAUGCCACAUGCUGUCCUUAAACUGAUGGAGAAUAUGCCCAUGCCAUGGGAACAGAUUCGGGAUGUCCAUGUGUUGUUUCACAUCACUGGUGCCAUUACCUUUGUGAACGAGAUACCCUGGGUCAUUGAACCUGUGUAUAUAGCACAGUGGGGAUCAAUGUGGAUCAUGAUGCGCCGAGAGAAGAGAGAUCGUCGUCACUUCAAAAGAAUGCGUUUCCCACCAUUUGAUGAUGAAGAGCCGCCACUGGACUAUGCAGACAACAUCCUUGAUGUAGAGCCCUUGGAAGCCAUCCAGAUGGAGCUGGACUCGGACGAAGAUAAACCAGUUAUGGAAUGGUUCUACGACCACAAACCACUAACAGAAUCAAAAAGUGUGAACGGCACUACCUACCGUCGCUGGGGACUUACCUUGCCUGUGAUGUCAGUACUGUACCGUCUGGCCAAUCAGCUUCUCACAGAUCUAGUCGAUGACAACUACUUCUACCUGUUUGAUCUCAAGUCCUUCUUCACCGCCAAGGCACUUAACAUGGCCAUUCCUGGAGGACCCAAGUUUGAACCCCUCGUUAAGGACAAGGAACUACAGGAUGAAGAUUGGAACGAGUUCAAUGACAUCAAUAAGAUAAUUAUUCGACAGCCUAUCAGGACAGAAUACCGCAUUGCUUUCCCAUACCUGUACAACAGUAUGCCAUACAAAGUACAUCUUUCAUGGUACCACACCCCAAAUGUUGUCUACAUCAAGACUGAGGAUCCUGAUCUGCCAGCGUUCUACUUUGAUCCUCUCAUCAAUCCCAUUUCUCACAGACACACUGUAAAGUCGGAGGUUCUUCCGGACGAUGAGGAGGAAUUUGAACUGCCAGACUAUGUCCAGCCGUUCAUGCAAGAGACCCCCCUAUACUCUGAUAACACAGCCAAUGGCAUUGCCCUGUUGUGGGCUCCUCGACCUUUCAACCUGAGGUCAGGUCGUACACGUCGUGCUAUGGACAUUCCUCUGGUCAAAGCUUGGUACAGAGAACACUGUCCGUCAGGCAUGCCUGUCAAGGUGCGAGUGUCGUAUCAAAAACUUCUCAAGUACUUUGUCUUGAAUGCCCUCAAACACAAGCCACCUAAGGCCCAGAAGAAGAGGUACCUGUUCCGGUCAUUCAAGGCGACCAAGUUUUUCGAAACAACCCAGCUGGACUGGGUGGAGGUAGGAUUACAAGUGUGUCGCCAAGGCUACAACAUGUUGAACCUCCUCAUCCAUCGCAAGAACCUCAACUAUCUUCAUCUUGACUACAACUUCAACCUGAAACCUGUCAAGACCCUCACUACCAAGGAAAGGAAGAAGUCCCGAUUUGGAAAUGCUUUCCAUCUGUGUCGUGAGAUUCUGCGUCUGACCAAACUGAUCGUGGACAGCCAUGUGCAGUAUCGCCUUGGAAACGUGGAUGCCUUCCAGCUUUCAGAUGGCCAGCAGUAUGUGUUUGCCCACGUAGGCCAGCUGACUGGUAUGUACAGAUACAAGUACAAACUGAUGAGACAAAUCCGGAUGUGUAAGGACAUCAAACAUGUCGUCUACUACAGGUUUAACACAGGACCAGUUGGUAAGGGUCCUGGCUGUGGUAUCUGGGCCCCAGGCUGGAGGGUGUGGCUGUUCUUCAUGCGUGGCAUCACACCCUUGUUGGAACGUUGGCUUGGCAACUUGCUGUCUCGUCAGUUUGAAGGACGACAUUCCAAGGGAGUGGCCAAGACCGUCACCAAACAGAGAGUUGAAAGUCACUUUGAUCUGGAACUCAGGGCAGCUGUGAUGCACGACAUCCUGGACAUGAUGCCCGAGGGGAUCAAACAGAACAAAGCAAGGACUAUCCUACAGCACCUGAGUGAGGCCUGGAGAUGCUGGAAGGCUAACAUCCCCUGGAAGGUGCCUGGCUUGCCAAUCCCCAUUGAGAACAUGAUUUUGCGGUAUGUGAAGGCCAAGGCAGACUGGUGGACAAACACUGCCCAUUACAACAGGGAACGAAUCAGGAGAGGUGCCACAGUGGACAAGACUGUGUGUAAGAAGAACCUGGGUCGCCUCACACGUCUGUACCUGAAGGCAGAACAGGAGAGGCAGCACAACUACCUGAAGGAUGGUCCCUACAUCACAGCUGAGGAAGCUGUCGCCAUCUACACCACAACUGUCCACUGGCUCGAGAGUCGACGAUUCUCUCCCAUCCCAUUCCCUCCUCUCUCUUACAAACACGACACCAAGCUUCUCAUUCUGGCAUUGGAGAGGCUGAAGGAAGCAUACAGUGUGAAGAGUCGACUAAACCAGUCACAGAGAGAAGAACUGGGACUUAUAGAACAGGCGUACGACAAUCCUCACGAGGCUCUGUCUCGUAUCAAACGUCACCUGCUCACACAGAGAGCCUUUAAGGAGGUGGGUAUUGAGUUUAUGGACCUAUACAGCCAUCUGAUCCCCGUGUAUGAUGUUGAGCCCCUGGAGAAGAUUACAGAUGCCUACCUAGACCAGUAUCUGUGGUACGAGGCUGACAAACGACGCCUGUUCCCACCCUGGAUAAAACCUGCGGACUCCGAGCCGCCUCCUCUCCUUACUUACAAGUGGUGUCAGGGCAUCAACAACUUACAGGAUGUGUGGGACACCAGUGAAGGGGAGUGUAAUGUCAUGAUGGAGUCUCACUACGAGAAGAUGUAUGAAAAGAUUGAUCUUACACUUCUCAACAGAUUGUUACGUCUCAUCGUCGAUCACAACAUCGCCGAUUACAUGACAGCUAAAAACAACGUCGUCAUAAAUUAUAAGGACAUGAACCAUACUAAUGCUUAUGGGAUAAUCCGAGGACUCCAGUUUGCUUCGUUUAUAGUACAGUACUAUGGCCUGGUACUAGACCUUUUAGUAUUGGGCCUACAUCGUGCCAGUGAGAUGGCUGGUCCACCACAGCUGCCUAACGACUUUCUCACCUUCCAGGAUGUGAAUACAGAGUCAGCCCAUCCCAUACGUCUGUACUCGCGUUACAUCGACCGCAUACAUAUAUUCUUCCGAUUUUCUGCGGAAGAGGCCAGAGACCUGAUCCAGCGAUAUCUUACAGAACAUCCUGAUCCUAACAAUGAAAACAUCGUGGGCUACAACAACAAAAAAUGCUGGCCUCGAGACUCCAGAAUGAGGCUCAUGAAGCACGAUGUCAACUUGGGACGUGCUGUCUUCUGGGACAUCAAGAACCGUUUGCCGAGAUCUGUGACAACCAUUCUGUGGGACAAUAGCUUCGUGUCGGUGUACAGCAAAGACAAUCCCAACCUACUAUUCAACAUGUCUGGGUUUGAGUGUCGUAUCCUGCCUAAGUGUCGUACCACACACGAGGAAUUCACACACAGGGACGGCGUCUGGAACCUUCAGAAUGAGGUAACCAAAGAGAGGACAGCUCAGUGUUUCCUGCGAGUGGACGAUGAGUCGAUGUCACGAUUCCACAACCGUGUACGUCAGAUCCUCAUGGCAUCGGGAUCGACAACAUUCACAAAGAUUGUCAACAAAUGGAACACCGCUCUUAUUGGUUUAAUGACAUAUUUCCGUGAGGCUGUUGUCAACACACAAGAACUAUUGGACCUUCUUGUCAAGUGUGAAAACAAAAUCCAGACCCGUAUUAAGAUCGGACUCAAUUCUAAAAUGCCCAGUCGUUUCCCUCCAGUGGUAUUUUACACCCCUAAAGAGUUGGGUGGACUCGGAAUGUUGUCAAUGGGCCACGUUCUUAUCCCACAGUCAGAUCUCCGGUGGUCAAAACAGACAGAUGUUGGUAUCACUCAUUUCCGGUCUGGUAUGAGUCACGAUGAAGAUCAGCUCAUUCCUAAUUUAUACAGAUAUGUGAUGCCCUGGGAGAGUGAGUUUAUUGACUCACAGCGAGUAUGGGCAGAGUACACGCUGAAGCGACAGGAGGCCAAUGCACAGAACAGACGUUUAACACUAGAGGACUUGGAAGACAGCUGGGACCGUGGAAUUCCCAGAAUCAACACAUUGUUCCAGAAAGACAGACACACACUUGCCUACGACAAGGGCUGGCGUGUUCGAACAGAGUUCAAAGCCUUCCAGGUACUGAAACAAAAUCCAUUCUGGUGGACACAUCAGCGACAUGACGGCAAGUUGUGGAACCUGAACAAUUACCGCACAGACAUGAUCCAGGCACUUGGUGGCGUGGAGGGAAUCCUGGAGCACACUCUCUUCAAGGGGACAUACUUCCCAACAUGGGAAGGUCUCUUCUGGGAGAAGGCCAGUGGAUUUGAAGAGUCUAUGAAGUACAAGAAAUUGACCAAUGCUCAGAGGUCUGGUCUCAACCAGAUCCCGAACCGUCGCUUCACACUGUGGUGGUCACCAACCAUCAACAGGGCCAAUGUAUAUGUAGGUUUCCAGGUACAGUUAGACCUGACAGGUAUCUUCAUGCACGGCAAAAUCCCGACCCUAAAGAUCUCGCUGAUCCAGAUCUUCCGUGCUCACUUGUGGCAGAAGAUCCAUGAGAGCGUUGUCAUGGAUCUUUGUCAGGUUUUUGACCAGGAGCUGGAUGCCCUGGAGAUAGAGACAGUACAGAAAGAGACGAUACAUCCACGGAAGUCGUACAAGAUGAACAGUUCGUGUGCUGAUAUCCUCCUGUUUGCUGCUUACAAGUGGAAUAUGUCCAAACCAUCACUCCUGGCAGACUCCAAAGAUGUGAUGGACAACACCACUACCCAGAAAUACUGGCUGGACAUACAGCUCCGUUGGGGCGACUACGACUCACAUGACAUAGAGCGCUACGCCCGAGCUAAGUUCCUCGACUACACCACAGACAACAUGAGUAUCUAUCCAUCUCCGACAGGUUUACUGGUCGGCAUCGAUCUGGCUUACAACCUGCACAGUGCAUACGGUAACUGGUUCCCUGGCUGUAAGCCUCUGAUCCAAUCAGCUAUGGCUAAGAUAAUGAAGGCCAACCCAGCUUUGUAUGUGCUGAGGGAGCGCAUCAGGAAGGGGCUGCAACUCUACUCCUCGGAGCCCACUGAGCCUUAUCUGUCCUCACAGAACUACGGCGAGCUCUUCUCCAAUCAGAUUAUCUGGUUUGUGGAUGACACCAAUGUCUACAGGGUCACCAUUCAUAAGACUUUUGAGGGAAAUCUUACAACCAAGCCCAUCAAUGGUGCCAUUUUCAUCUUCAAUCCUCGUACCGGUCAACUUUUCCUCAAGAUCAUUCACACCUCCGUGUGGGCAGGACAGAAACGUCUCGGACAGUUGGCCAAAUGGAAGACAGCUGAGGAAGUGGCAGCCUUGAUUCGUUCCCUCCCUGUGGAGGAACAGCCCAAACAGAUUAUUGUUACAAGGAAGGGUAUGCUCGACCCCCUCGAGGUGCAUCUCCUCGACUUCCCUAACAUCGUCAUCAAGGGUAGUGAACUCCAACUUCCCUUCCAGGCCUGUCUCAAAGUGGAGAAGUUUGGUGACCUUAUCCUGAAGGCUACAGAACCACAGAUGGUGUUGUUUAACCUGUACGAUGACUGGCUCAAGACGAUAUCAUCCUACACAGCAUUCUCUCGUCUCAUCUUGAUCCUCCGAGCAUUGCACGUCAACAAUGACCGGACAAAGAUCGUCCUAAAGCCUGACAAGACAACAAUCACAGAGCAGCAUCACAUCUGGCCCACGCUGUCGGACGAGGAGUGGAUGAAGAUCGAAAUGCAGCUUAAGGAUCUUAUCCUGGCCGACUAUGGCAAGAAAAACAACGUCAAUGUUGCAUCCCUUACACAGUCAGAAAUCCGUGACAUCAUUCUUGGUAUGGAGAUCUCGGCCCCGUCAGCACAGCGUCAACAAAUUGCAGAGAUUGAGAAACAAACCAAAGAACAAUCUCAGCUCACAGCAACAACGACGCGAACUGUUAACAAACACGGAGACGAAAUCAUCACCUCGACAACCAGUAACUACGAGACUUCUACCUUUGCAUCCAAGACAGAGUGGCGAGUCAGAGCCAUUUCCGCAACAAACUUGCAUCUGCGUACAAACCACAUCUACGUUUCGUCAGAUGACAUCAAAGAGACGGGUUACACAUACAUCUUACCAAAGAACGUGCUGAAAAAAUUCAUCAUUAUCUCGGAUCUUAGAGCUCAGAUUGCUGGCUACCUGUACGGAGUUAGCCCCCCUGACAACCCACAGGUGAAGGAGAUACGUUGUAUUGUGUUACCUCCACAGUGGGGAACUCACCAGACCGUCCAUCUACCUAACAUCCUCCCGGAGUCCGAGUACCUCAAGGAAAUGGAACCCCUGGGUUGGAUCCACACACAGCCUAACGAACUGCCACAGCUGUCCCCUCAGGACAUCACAACACACGCCAAGGUGAUGGCCGACAACCCUGCCUGGGAUGGGGAGAAGACGGUCAUCAUCACAUGUAGCUUCACGCCUGGCUCCUGUUCACUGACCGCUUACAAACUGACCCCCACAGGAUGUGAAUGGGGCCGUCAGAACACAGAUACAGGAAAUAACCCCAAGGGUUACCUCCCCUCCCACUACGAACGUGUACAGAUGUUAUUGUCCGAUAGAUUCCUGGGAUUCUUCAUGACACCAUCACAGAGCUCCUGGAAUUACAACUUUAUGGGUGUGCGUCAUGACCCCAACAUGAAGUAUGAACUACAGCUAUCAAACCCAAAGGAGUUCUACCACGAGGUUCAUCGUCCUUCCCACUUCCUCAAUUUCUCCUCCAUGGAAGAAGGAGAACUUGGCAGUUCAGACAGGGAGGAUCUGUACAUGUGAGGCUCCCAAGGGGAGUUAAGUUUGUGUGAUAACUUUACUUGUGAGGCCCACAAGGACAACAAUAGCAGAGAUCAUAGAAAUUAAUACAAACAAUAAACUUUUGCACCAAUGAACCAACCAAGAUUGAAAGUAGAAUUGAUGGAUUUUUGUCUAUGAAGGAACGAAAUAUUGUUAAAUAAGAAUUUUGAUUUCCAUUUAUUUAUAACAGACAUUUUUGUGUACAACAUAUCCAUUUUCAAGAUCUGAAACGUGAUUCAUUUAAGUGAAUACAACUUUUGGGAACUGGAUAAUGUAUAUUCUGUGAAUUUAAAGUUUCAAUUGUUUGGACAUCUCGUAUUCACAAGUGUGUUAGAUAUAUGAGUGUGAUGAAAGAAUUGUGUUUGUGUGAAUGAAUCGUGAGUGAAGUCAGUGCUAGAAUGAUCACUGUUAUAUAGUAGUUUGUCUUUAUGUUAAAAGUACGAAUGAAUGUUAAACUGUAAAUACUUAUUUUAGAUAUCAAUGUUUUCAUUAAAGCUAUCUUGCUUUCAGUCUGAAUUUCUAUCCUUUCCUGUGAGUGAUCAUGCUUUAGUCCGAUAUAUUACUGUCAUAAAGUAAUAUAUAUACGUUCAAUCCCUGUGAAACACAUACGACCCUUCAUUGAUUAAUCACAUAAAUUACCUAACUAGAUGUUAUUUGUGUGUUCUGGUACAAAUAUCAGGUAAAACCUCUUCUACUAAUACCUCUCUAAGUACAGUAAAUGGCUAAUUGUCACAGGAGAAGAGUGUCACGUCCACCUCAUAUUUCUAUAUAAAGAUGGUUUUAAAAACCAUUGAUAUGUAGCUCUACCAUGCUGACUUUGAUUAAAUCAUGUGAUUGGUAAAUUGGAACAAAAAUUUUGUUGCAAGAAUUAAGUUUUGUGUACAUCAAUAAAAUUGUGUAUUUGAAUUUAAUGUUCAAACAUGUCAUAUAAACAGGAUUGUAAAUAUCUCACAAUAUCACAUCAUUCAUUCAUAGAAUUGUAAAUAUGCCGAUCAGGUUCAUUAAAAGUGAAUCACAUCUGUA
This is a messenger RNA of Pecten maximus, 8241 nucleotides long. Its product is annotated as pre-mRNA-processing-splicing factor 8-like. Gene Ontology annotation, molecular function: U6 snRNA binding; U1 snRNA binding; U2 snRNA binding. The record is from RefSeq and is a predicted model, not a curated record. Gene Ontology annotation, cellular component: catalytic step 2 spliceosome; U5 snRNP. NCBI's taxonomy places the organism in Eukaryota, Metazoa, Mollusca, Bivalvia, Pectinida, Pectinidae. Gene Ontology annotation, biological process: mRNA splicing, via spliceosome; spliceosomal tri-snRNP complex assembly.